UGAUGACGAUCCGUAUUCUGAUUGGCGUACCGCCUCGAAGGUGGAAGAAGCUAAUGUUCGGGACGGAGGCGGCCGGUUUGUGUGUGUUCGGACAGAUAUUUUAAUGAAGAUGAAACUAAGCAUGUCAAAAAUAGUUGGUGGCUGCCGUCUUGGUAUACUGACAAAUUUUGGGAAAAAGGAGACGCAAUCAAUGGAGAUUCCAGGUUGCCUGCUUUAUACAAAAAUGGGAUCAGCACCACAUCUUACCCAUGACACUCUACAGAUGGUCCAAGAUGUUCCUGUAGUUGCACAACUUUCACUUUCAGCAUUAGCAGAUCUUCAUGAGGUCUUGGCAGAAUAUAAAGAAGGCAUCAGAAAGUUCAUAGGUAUGCCAGAGUCAGUAGUGUACUGUUCCCUUCAUGAUCCUGUUAGCUGUUCCCCAACUGGCUACAACAACAACAAGGCAGUAUCUAUAUGGGGAUGUGGAGGGCGGAUGGAAUUGAGAGCAUCCAAGUUUAUGGCUAUCCAGCAGGUUAUCCAGCCGGACUGGUUCCAGUGCCUUUCAGAUGGAGACAUACUUGCUGGUGAAGUCUCCAAGAAGAGAGUCAGGAAGUCUGUUGAUCGAUCCCUGUCUUUUUUGGAUGAAUGUCUACAACUGCAAGAUAAAUCACCGGAAUUGCAACAAAGCUUGAUGAUUGGUGUUAUUGAAGGUGGGAAUGUGCUGGAGGAGAGGCUGAGAUCCGCUAGAGAGACUGCUAAGAGACCUGUGGGUGGCUUUUUGUUGGAUGGCUUUCAGGGAAGUGCCAUGACCAAGGAAACCAAGCUGGAACUCUUGGCCUUGGUUACAGCAGAACUGCCAGAAGAUAAACCAAGACUUAUCCAUGGUAUUGGCAGGCCAGAUGAGGUGAUGGAGUGCAUUGAGAGAGGGGUGGAUAUUUUUGAGAGUUUCUUCCCUUACCUGGUGACAGAGCGCGGCUGUGCUUUAACCUUCAACUAUGAUUAUCAUCCAAAUCCUGAAAGAGCAGCCAUCAAAGAAAGUGAACAAACAGAUGUGGGAAGAAAAGAAGAUGAAACAUUCAAUGGACCCCAAGGAAUUACUUCAUUUGAAAUAUGUUUGGAAAAAAAACGGUACCAGGAUGAUUUUGGUCCUUUGGUGGACGGAUGCUUUUGCUACUGCUGUCAAAACCAUAGUCGUGCCUAUGUCCAUCAUCUUCUCAUAACUAAAGAGAUGCUGGCUAAAGUCCUGCUUAUGAUACAUAAUUUUCAGCACUACUUUGGCUUUUUCUGCUCAGUCCGAAAUGCUCUGAAGGAGGACAUGGUGGAUCAGUUGAAAAAAAUUAUCAUCAGCCAGUCACUCUGAGGUCCAAAAUGGAUAAAUGAAGCACAGGGAAAAAACAAACCAGGAAGUAGAAAGCACCACAUUUUUCUACCAUCAAUAUUCUGUCAUCUUGAAGCACAAUCCUUUUGGUUCCUACAAAUUGAAUCAAAUAUAUGUUGGGAUAUUCUUCUCCUAAGUAAAACUGUUAAGGGAACCUAAAGAAAAAUAUAACAUUUCAGAAUGUUUUUAGAGAUAUGCAGUACUAUAUUUUAAAGAUACUCAACACCAGGAAUGGGGACUAGUGACUCACUGUCAAGUUGGAUUUAAGUUGCACCUGUGAUUGUCUUGGACUUGACUUGGGGGUUCCUGGGAUGACUUGCUAUUUGACUUGUGACUCAAGUCCAGUAGUCCAAGUUGGGUUGCCAAGUCCCUAUGGCUCCCUGCUUCCACCACUCUACCUGCUGCCGCCACCAUCUUCAAAUGAAGCACAUCAGAGGGCCUUUCAUGGUGACACUCUAGCCUGCCGUAGUCAGAGAGCAAAUCCUUUGACCCAUGUCUUUCUGAACAUUGCCCUGGUGAUCUUCUAGCCUGCCGUAGAGCAUCACCAGGGAAGAAGAGGGUUGGGGGACCUGCCUUUGGAGUACAGCGGUCCAGAGCCUCACUAUGAAAAGGUCUUGUACCUUCCUCCUGCUUCAGAGGGCCUGCCUGCACUGGCCUAUCAGCUGAUCAGCACAUGCGAAGGGGAGGCAGUGGCGUGGCUCCUGAAUGGAGGCAGCAACAGCAGGUAGGCUGAUGGCAGUGAAGUUGGGCAGCAGGAGGCCCAAAACAUUGGUACAAAAUCUUAAGUCCCUAGCCUCAGGGGGGGGUUGGAGCAUGUGACUUUGGACUUGGUACCAAGGACUCAAACUUGGACUUGAGACUUGAGUUCCAAGACUUACCAACAUCCCUGCUCAGCACUAUGCUAGAAAUCCUUACUAAGUGUAUUGGUAAUCUUCAGAAACCCUGAAUACUAAAGUUCAGAUGAGAAGCAAAGAAAAUAAACUGCCAGGUGAAUCAUUUUUUAAAAGUGAGCUUCCAUUUUGGGAACCAUCUGCAUCAUUGUUAUAAACGAUGUGAGUCGUUUAGGAUUUUAUUUUGAAAGUCACCAGAUAAAACCGAAACAUGUGAAAAGAAGGAACCUUCUUCUGUAACAAAUUCUGCCUUAUUUGGAUGUCCUGCUCUUAGGUACAUGGCUGCUGCUUUCCCUGUGGGUCCAAUGUCCCAUAGUACUCCAUACUCUUGCCAGCCGGAGAGUUUCAAUUCUGCAUUGUUACAAAAUAUCAGCCAAAAUAUCAGUCAGUCCAUGGUUGGCAUAAAGUCCCCUCCAAUGACAGCUGUUUAUCUUCAGUGUGCUUGAUUGGGGUUUUUUAAAAGUGUAUUUUGAAACAGUUCUCUUCCUUAGUGUCACAUUUGUUUUCACUGUACGUAUGUUGAUAAAAAGGAUCACUCCAUGCAUAAAUAUAUUUGCCCCAAACUCCUGGAAAAAUAUCAGAAAAAGCUUUUGUUUGCUUGUGACUUUUUUUGUCUUAUUCAAUAUAAGUUAUAUUUUUAACUGGAUAUUUUUCUGUACAAUAUGCAAUUGUUAAAGUGUUUCUUUUAAUUGUUUCAUGGGAAAGUUCAGGGCAGCACUUGCACGUGCUUUUGUGUUUCUUCUGGGAAACGGCAUUGCAUGUAAGUACUGUAAUUAGAGAUGGGCACAACGUACGUUGUCCCCACCCCACCCGCCUUCCAGCUGCCCCAUUCACAAGGCCUCUGCACACCAUGCGUGUCAUCCUCCUUUGCCAGCUGACCAAUCCGGGAAAGAGUUGGGGCUUCCCUUCCCCACCUCCUCCAGAAGCCAGCUACUCAACGGCUGUGCAGGGAGAACCCCCUCCUGCUUCCUCGUCUCCUCAGUGGUCAGCCAGUAGGGAAGGGAAGCCCAGACACCUUCACAGAUUGGGCAGCCGGCAAAGGAGGGCAUGCAGAGGCUUGUGAAUGGGGCAGCACUGGUAACUGUGGAACAUAAAAUUUCUCCCUCCUAGAUUGCACUGUCAGCUCUUAAGGUUGUGAUCAUUUCCUGAAUCAUUUGCCAUUGAGCCACUAUGGAUCACCACCCUAGGACUUUCUACAGUUUCUAAAGCAAACACAUCACCGGUGCUACCACGUCAACAUGAUGUCAUUCCUUCCCCCUUUCUGAUGAAACUUUUGUAGCUGCCUGGAAAUUGGCGUGGCUCAAGAGUUUUUUUGGGUGUACUUGAGUCACAGUGGGAAAGGAAGAUCCCGCUUCAUCUGGAUUUACUGUUUUAUCAGCAGAUGUUCAAUGUUGAAUCCUAUCCAAGCUUUACAAGAAAUUAUAUUGAUUUACUGAACUGGGAGGUGGAAAGGGUAAUCAUCUUGUAUCUGCCCCUAAUUGAAUCUUAUUAAAUACUGUA
Pogona vitticeps (central bearded dragon) is the source of this 3747-nucleotide messenger RNA. RefSeq names its product queuine tRNA-ribosyltransferase accessory subunit 2 (gene QTRT2). The record is from RefSeq and is a predicted model, not a curated record. Lineage: Eukaryota; Metazoa; Chordata; Lepidosauria; Squamata; Agamidae.